Molecule: messenger RNA, 1823 nt
Organism: Ananas comosus (pineapple)
Lineage: Eukaryota; Viridiplantae; Streptophyta; Magnoliopsida; Poales; Bromeliaceae
Product: paramyosin
Exons: 15
Coding region: 121-1446 (441 amino acids)
Source: RefSeq, a predicted model, not a curated record
UGGGCCAGGUCGAGCAUUACAAGUCCGCGACCGCGUCUGGGCCUCCUUCGUGUUCCGGUGGAAGUACCGCAGCGUCUCUUCUCCUCUCCUCUCCUCCUCUCCCCUCCCCUCCCCACGGCCAUGGACACUCACCACGCAUCCCGGGGCCGGCGUACGUUGGAAGAAAUUCGCCAAAAGAGAGCCGCCGAGAGAUUGCACAAAGCGUCCUCCGGAUCCGAUCUCGAAUCCUCCAAUCAUUCCGGGAAUCACAAAUUGGAGAGCGAAUUCACACCGGCCGAGAGAGAUUCUCAUGCGUUGCUAGCUCGAGUCAAAGAGCUUGAGAGUAGAAAUGCUGAAUUAGAAAAGGAAAACCAGAAAUUAGUGUCGAAGCUCGAGGAAAAGGAAGUCGAGAAGGACUCGCUGACGAAGCGUUUGAAUGAUCUGGAACAAAAUAGUUUGCCCUCCUUGAGAAAAGCCUUGAAGGACCUUUCGAUAGAGAAGGAUGCAGCAAUAGUCGCAAAGGAGGAUGCUUUGUCGCAACUUCGGACCACUAAGAAACGGUUGAAGGAGGCGGAAGAGGAGCAGUACAGAGCUGAAGAGGACGCUGCAGCCUUGAGAGCAGAAUUGAAUAUGAUGCAGCAGCAAGUAACGGUUAAUUCUUAUAGUAACAUCCCAUUAGGGAACCCGAAUGAGCAUACUCUUUCCCUGGAAAAGGAAAUAAUGGAUUUACAAAUUAAGUUAGAGCAAGAGUCACUGCUGAGACAACAAGACCAACAUAAGCUUGCAGAAGAGCAGCUCCGGCUUUCUUCUCUAAUGGAUGAAAAACAACAGCUGGAAGAUAGACUUGCAGCAUUAGCCAAAAAAGCCGCAGAAGAAUCUUCUGAUAAUGCAGCUCGCAAGGCAUUUUCAAUGCAAGAUAAAGAGAAACUUGAGAAACAAUUGCAUGAUAUGGCUGUUAUGGUUGAGAGACUUGAGGGUAGUCGACAAAAGCUGCUAAUGGAGAUUGACUCACAAUCGUCCGAGAUCGAAAGACUGUUUGAGGAGAACUCGAGUUUGUCUACUUCUUGUCAAGAUGCCAUGGCGGUUGCUAUACAGUGGGAAAACCAGGUUAAGGAAUGUCUGAAGCAGAAUGAAGAGCUCCGAGGUCUGUUAGAUCAACUGAGAUCAGAACAAGGCAAUUUAUUGCAAGCAGAAACUCCCAAUAUCCAGUCACAUGUUCAGGCUGAGAACGGAAGCAUGUCCGACCCACCAGAAUUGGUCACUGAAAAUCUACUGCUCAAGGAUCAACUUGUUAAAGAACAAAGUAGAUCGGAGGGCCUAGCAGCAGAAGUUAUGAAGCUUUCAGCUGAACUGAGACGUGCCAUCCAGUCGCACAACAAUCUGGCGCGCCUCUAUAGACCCGUACUGAAAGAUAUAGAGAAUAGCCUAAUGAAAAUGAAGCAAGAAACUUAUAACACGCUCAGCUGAUAAUAGCUGCGGUGUGGCUAUAGUUCAUCAUCUGCUUUCAGCAUCAAUUCUCUACGUAUAACUUAGAUUGCUCCUCCAUCUCUUCCGGGCUACAAGCAUCCGUCAUCUAUAGCACCGGAGGUUCUUAAUUCAGAGGGCUGCGCAUAAGCUGUGGUGAUACUGAGGGGUGGUUUCCAUUGUGAAAAACUGCAGCUGUUUCCUCCUUCUGGACUAAGUAGUUUGGUAAAUUUAGGUUCCAGGUUUGGACCAAUUGUUGUUGAUCAGUCGUGUAAUUGAAAGAAAUAUAGCACUGGAGCUGUUUUUUAUAGGAUGAUUCUUUGUAGCAGAAAUUAUUUUUACCGGAUGAUGUUUUAUCUUUAAGAGUCAUAGUUCUUAUC